UGUCAUUGCUGCCGACCCAAGGUGGAUUCACCUAGCAGCUCCUCCUCCUCCUCCAGCUCUCUUUGGGGUAAUUUCCGGCGGCUUCCCGCGGGAGUCAGCGCCUUUUGACCUCACUCUGCGUGCGCCGCUGGUGGCCAUCCCGCGUUUCCCGAUUUUCCCGUUCGCGCGCCGCUGGCGGCCGGUCAGGCAGAUUCCCGUUUUGCACCUGUCAUCCGCAAGUGUCAGUCGAUCAUUAAUCAUUGAUUAUCGCGGCCAAGCAGUGUCUGUGCAGUGACGCCCCGAUGCAGUGAGAGCCCCCGAAUCCGCGGUCCGCUUCAGCAUCAGCUCCAUUUUCGCCAAGGGCCCGUCCGGCGACAGCCGCGUUAGUGCAGUGCCAACUCGAUCGCAGUGAUGGUGAAUGCGGGGAGACGGCCCUAAGUCCGGAGGCAGAUGCUAGAGUGCUGGGGGCGGCGUUCGUGAGGAAACAAGCUCGGGGGCGACGUCUGCUGGGCGCCUGCGGUCCGCUUGGGCGGCUUUCAGAUAAACACAUCGUAGCGCUUUACCGUUCGUAAGAUAUGAGUCGGAGCCAAGGACGCAUCCAAGUCCCAGAUGAUCUUCGCGAGGUCCUUCUCGAGUUCACCAUAAGCUACCUUCUGGAGCAGCCCGGCGACGUCGUCAACUAUGCAGCGGAUUACUUCAUCAGACUCAGAGAGACCAGAACCACCCAGAUAGUGUUCGACCAGGCCGGCACGACAGCGUCCUCUCCCGAUGAGUCGACCCUGUCUCGGGAGGAAGAACCACCUGUUAGUCGAUUUUCGGGACGUCGCAAGUCCGUCUUCGCCGAGGCUUACGACCCCGAGGAGGACGAGGACGACGGCGGCAAGGUGGUCUUCCCGAAGUCGGACGAGCAGCGCCAGAGACUGGCCGAGGCCGUCCGCAACAUCCUUCUGUUCCGCGCCCUCGACAAGGAGCAAAUGCAGGAGGUGCUGGACGCCAUGUUCGAGAGGAUCGUCCAGGCCGGCGAGCUGGUGAUCAAGCAAGGCGACGACGGGGACAACUUCUACGUUAUACAAAACGGCAUAUUCCACGCCCUCGUCGGCGAGCCCGGCCAGGAGCCGAAGCACAUCCACACGUACGAGAACAGCGGCAGCUUCGGCGAGCUGGCCCUCCUCUACAACAUGCCGCGGGCGGCGACGAUCAAGGCCCACACGGACGGCUCCCUCUGGGCGAUGGACCGACAGACCUUCCGACGCAUCCUCCUCAAGUCGGCGUUCAAGAAACGAAAGAUGUACGAAUCGCUCAUCGAGAGCGUGCCCAUGCUGAAGACGCUCCAGCCGUACGAGCGGAUGAACCUCGCCGACGCGCUCGUCCCCAAGACGUACACGACGGGCGACAGGAUAAUCAAGCAGGGCGACGCCGCCGACGGCAUGUACUUCGUCGAGGACGGGACGGUCAUCAUCAGCGUGCUGGACGACAGCGGCAAGGAGGUGGAGAUCAACCGCCUGGGCAAAGGAGGAUACUUCGGGGAGCUGGCGCUGGUCACGCACAGGCCGCGGGCGGCGUCGGCCUACGCCGAAGGCGACGUCAAAUUGGCAUUCUUGGACGUGGAGGCGUUCGAGCGACUCUUGGGCCCGUGCAUGCAGCUGAUGAAGCGCAACAUAAACGACUACGAAGAACAAAUGCUCAAGAUAUUCGGCUCAAAGCAUAACAUCCGAGACAUCCGAUGAACGGAGCCGAGCUCCCGCCUUCUCUGAACGAUAGUCGAACCCAUCCCCUCAAAAUUGUAUUAAUUUAAAAAAAUUAUUACAUGUCGAGUAGUAAACAGUCAAGAUGUUUACGUCACUACUAGUUGCGUCACAUGCAAAACAAAACUUACAAAAAAAGUAAUUAUUUAUUGUAAAACGGGGUGCAAAGUUUACUAGUCAUGUGUAUAUAAUGUUAUGGAAGUCCCUGUGCUUUGUUGUUGCGACGGUCCAGGACGGCCCCCUACUGCUGGACGGUGCGCGGCCACUUUACGUUCUCGUCUACUAUGUAUUCCCUAUUUUGAUGCCUGCCGUCUCCAAAAUGCCCAGUAUUGUAUGUGUGUUUGGAUGCAAGUUAAUCGUAUUCAAGUCUUCUCAAGUGUCGUUCUUUUCUCGCUUAUUGUUUGACAGAUCGCGGCCAGCAAUACGACGAACGUUGUGCCAAAAGAGAGUACAAAAAGACACGCAAUAAAUUGGCAGCUGCAGUUUUGUCAAUUAGGAGUAGGCAGGGUCCAGUAUUAGUCGCAGUAUUGUAGGUGGCGCUUGAGUAGUGUAGUACGUAGACAGUAUUCCGGAGAUUUAAAUCCACGCCUUCCCCGACACAGGUUACGCCACUGGAAUUUACGUCAAAACGUCCGUCUAACACAAAUCAAUAAAAAAUGUUUUUUCGGGUCGCUAGCCCCAGGUUCAACGACCAUCUCACGAUUUCAACUCUCAAAAACUCCAUUAGAGCUCGUUUUCACAAACAUUGACCCUCUCCGAACAAAUCACAUUAUCGACGGAGUCUUUGAACUUGCUUUUAUUUACACAAUUAGGCUAACGCUUCGGCGUCUCCGAAUCAAUUAGGAGGCUCUAAUCCACUCACGCCGGCUAUUAUUUUCACGUUUUGGUCGAUUUUUUCCAAAUUGAACAGGCGGCGCCAUUUUUGAAUCGAACGUCGGUGGCGCCACCUGCACCGUUGUAAUAGCAACUUUUGAAAAAAAAAUUUAACUGUUGCAAUAAUAGCAAAUUAAAUUAUAAUUAGAAUAAAGUGUGUAUGCUCGUCGUGUUAAUUAUCGUUUUCGUGUGUUUUUCAUCGUUUUUUGACGACGGAUUGAGUGGUGGCGCAGUUUUUAAAUAACUGUCAACGACGCCAUCUUGUCCGAUUUAGUGGUGAAAAUUUUCGAAAAAUCGCGUGAAUUAAUAGUGCUUGACUUGAAUCUUCGUUUGCUGAUCUCACGGGUGUACGGUAUGUGUAUUUACGUAUUUUUCCUUUUAGACGUAGUUGCUUUUGGCACAAUUCGUUCGGUGUGUAAAGCUUGAUGACCGCCCCCCUGUAAUUGUACAAAAUAUGCCAUGCCCCCUUGUUGGUUUUAAUGUUCCAUAUAAAUGUGAUCGAGUGUUCUCAACUGAGGCUAUAUUGUUUUUAUUUAUGUGUACGAGUUGUUUUGUUGUUUAAGUUUACGGACACAGAAGACUAGCUCCAUGUGAGUCUUUGUUAAUUGUUAAUCGUACAGUGGUUAACACAUCUCCUUUAUACAUACUACAUAUACAUAUUUAUUAUAGUGUUAUAUUCGUGUGCUAUGAAACAAUUUGCCAGAAUAUCGAAAACAGUGUCAUAAUAUCUGUCGAACAAUCAGUACGUUGGGGGCCUCUGAAGCGCGUCCACGACGGGCUUGAAAGGCCCCAGACGGUAAUAAUACCUAAGGCUGAAUAACAUAUAAUAUAUGGAGAAUCAUGAUCGGAUAUUAUAUGAAAAAUGGAGUAUUUAUUUUGGAAGUAUUAAAUGUUAUAUUUAUGUAUUGAUAAAUGGAAUUGAGAGAGGAGGAAACCGUUUAAAUAUGCCCUAGUUAUAGUAACUUUUUUUAAGCAAAAGUUACUCAUAUCACUAAGUUCAGGUGAAAGGUCGAAUAAUAAUAGUCCUUAUAACAAACGUAAAUUUGUAAGUUAAUACAGACUUUUUUAUGUUGUGGGUGGGAUUCGGCGGACCUUAAGGUGCCUCUCGUGUUCAUGAUCGAAUUAUUGUUCAAUCAAACCAAAUCAAAAGCAUCAUCAUUAGACGGUACAUUUUAGACUAGUUCAAAUCGACAUAAAAAGUCUAUUAUGUGCCUUACACCCCCCAAUAACGCUUACCAGGAAUCCAGGCGCACCGAUUCGGUUCGAGUCGGGUUGUGACGGGUCCGCCGAAUCCCACCGGUAAUUUAGCACAAUUCUAAUAUUUAAAUGUGUAGAUAAUAGCUAGGUGUAUUAUGUAGUGGCUUGUCAGUUCAUAUUCACUGUUUCGAGAGAAGGUAGCAAAGGUCGGUUCAUCCUAUGUGUUAUUUGUCAAAGUUGAAUGUUGAUUGUUUACGUGGUAUGUGUUUCUGUCCCGACCAUUUCUUCAUCAGGUCGCCAGGGCCGGGCUAGACCGGCGUUGGCGGUCGAUACUACUAUAAGGUGUCUCUAAGCACGAAUAUUGCCUUUUACUUAUCAUACCAAAAAAUUAGAAUCUCAUUAAGUUAUUUGUACACAAAAAAUUAAUUGUAAGUGUUUGCCAUGUCACAUGCCAUAUUCUAAACACUCUGAGCUGACUCGCUCGUCCUGUCUGAGAUUCCUUAGUCAUAUGUACUGCUUCCACCAUGAUGACUAAAUGAGCUUAUUAAAUUUAA
This is a messenger RNA of Zophobas morio, 4348 nucleotides long. It is a transcript of the gene Pka-R2, whose product is annotated as cAMP-dependent protein kinase type II regulatory subunit. Gene Ontology annotation, biological process: negative regulation of cAMP-dependent protein kinase activity. NCBI's taxonomy places the organism in Eukaryota, Metazoa, Arthropoda, Insecta, Coleoptera, Tenebrionidae. The record is from RefSeq and is a predicted model, not a curated record. Gene Ontology annotation, molecular function: cAMP-dependent protein kinase inhibitor activity; cAMP binding; protein kinase A catalytic subunit binding. The transcript is spliced from 5 exons. The coding region runs from base 555 to 1706 and encodes 383 amino acids. Gene Ontology annotation, cellular component: cAMP-dependent protein kinase complex.